Molecule: messenger RNA, 1801 nt
Organism: Cladophialophora immunda
Lineage: Eukaryota; Fungi; Ascomycota; Eurotiomycetes; Chaetothyriales; Herpotrichiellaceae
Exons: 1
Coding region: 648-1232 (194 amino acids)
Source: RefSeq, a predicted model, not a curated record
AGCCUUGUGCACGCUGCUCUCCUGAUCACUUGUACCAAGGAGAGUCUUGCUGUUUCACAAGUAAAGACAGUAUAUUGAGGGAUUUCACACGCCUCUUUAUUGUGAAUUUGAUUUUAAAAAAAAGUGGCUCGAAAGGCGCGCUCUCACAAACAGGAUCUGGUAUGCUCCAGAGACUUCGUUGGAGCCUGAAUAAGACCGACGCUGGUUGCUGUCACGUCCACAAGCCUGUCAACCGCUUGGUCACCUCAAAGCCUGUCCAUGGUACUGGCUGAGGACCUCAAGAGGUUAUUGGAAGAUACUGUUGUGUUCUUGAAGAGGGCAACCUAGUUGAUGGCCUUGCGGAAGGCUGAGCUCUCUGACCUGAAAGGCAUCGUACCACGAUCAGCUCGACCGGCAGAACUCAAUAUGAUUUCUUGCACUGGAACAAGCACUUGCCUAGUCCGAGAAGAGUACUUUCACAUUUUGGAUAGCUCAGACUCACCAACUGCUCCAUAUCCUGAUUUUGGGCGACUUGCUACUCAACCAAGCAAAAGGCUAUGGCCAAAGGGCCCUGACCACCACUUCCUGACCAUCAUCGACUGAAGAUAUCGCUGAAAGAACAGCCUGCAUCCCAUUUUUUCUACUUGAUAGAUCAAACUUUCACAACAAUGCCUCCAAACAGGAAGAAAAACCGCCGCAACAAAGUUGCAACCCAGGCCCAGACCCAAUCCACCCCAACCCCGAAGACUGUCUCUUGCCCGCGGUGCAACGAGCAGAUCGUCAUCCCCAAAACUUGCAAGCACGGCAAGAAACUCAUCAACUGUCAGGGAACUGGAUGUACCACAGCCCACUUCGACGAACAUAACGCGAAUUGUCGGUUGGUUCCACCUUCCAACCCUGCCGAUACGCCAUCAGGAAUGUCAGGAAUGCCAAAACCAAGAUCACCAAGUGUGCAAGUUUCCGAUCUGUCUAAGACCUUCCAGUCCGCUCACACUGCAGCAAUGGGAACACUGUCAGAACAGCUCACGGCACUCAAGAAACGCCGCGGCAAGGACCCGAGAUAUGUCCAGGGCAUUCCCAUAGGCGAGUGGUUAAGGAUGCUGGAGGGAGGGCGUGUCCAGCAGGUCAAUCAAUGGACCGAAAAGUUGAAAGAUUUGGUUCAAGGCAAGAAGACCGCCGAGGAGAUUGAAUAUGAUGACGAGGAUAGUGACGACGAGGGCGAUAGAUGCCCGACACCAUCAGAGGACGAGUGACGGCAAGGGCAGACACCAGAAAUGUCAGUCAGACCUUCGGCGGAUGGGAACUGCAGCCUAUAUAGAGGCAACCGACCCAUAUCUCAGGACCACCAAGCGUCCACUACGUCUAACCCGUUCAUCAAUUUUGGGCGGGUGUAUGAAGAGCACCGCACUAUCGAGUGCAUUGAAAUUGGGAGGGUAUUCGUCUUGAAUGGCACCUCCCAUCAUAGUGACCAACUACACUCUGGGCGGGAUCGUUGACAAUUCGAGUCUGCUUUAUUCGGGGACGGUCCCCUCCAGCAGCAUUGGCCAUAUAACGUUCCUCCAACCUCCCAGGCAGACACCAUUGCCAAAUUCUCAUCAUAAGAGUGUGGCAACUGCAUCUUAUGGUUCAUCGGAGGGUGAAACGUGGGUGUCGUGGGUCACCAAAUUCGUGAAUCGAGGUCGAGAAUAGGGGGACUUGAGUAACUGACUCAAAUGAAGAACUCGGUGUCGAUGACGAAUGCCUUGGUAGGCGUUUUGUCCGACAGUCCAACGACUUGUUAGUAACCACCUAGUAAGGACCGAGCGGGUAGAAUCGGCAAGAG